Molecule: messenger RNA, 1526 nt
Organism: Nicrophorus vespilloides
Lineage: Eukaryota; Metazoa; Arthropoda; Insecta; Coleoptera; Silphidae
Exons: 3
Coding region: 78-632 (184 amino acids)
Source: RefSeq, a predicted model, not a curated record
CGGCGCUCCGAUCGUCCUCCGGGCUUCGUAUCCCUUCAACCCUUCGUAGUCGUAUUAGAAGCGCGGUGAGCACCGCCAUGGCCGAAGGAACCUACGAGUACGAGUGCAUGAGAGCCGAACUCCUGGGGAUCGAUCCACCAAACUACGAGGAUUACCUCCAGAAGAAGAAGGACGAGGAGGAGGCGAAACGGGCGGCGCAGCAGCAUGAGGAAGCCGAAGUGGAGAACCUGAAGGCGGCGGAGGAGCAGGGCGAGGAAUUGAAAGGAACCGCAGGGAAAUUGGAUGAAUUGAAUAGCAUUCUUUCGGCGACGCAGAAGAAAAUCGAUAGAUUCAAAGUUCGCUGCGGAUCGGUGACCGAGCUGAUAAAGACGAAGAUUGGAAGCAUAAGCAGCAACGGUGAGUCGAAGCCUCAAGAGAAGGGCUCAUCUUCGGAUCAACCACAAGAGGAACAACAGGAGGAGGAAGUUGAGAGCGUCGUAGCAGAGGCGAGCGGUGAAAACCCGAGGAAAAGCGAUUUAGCCAAAGCUCUCGACAACCACGUCGACAAACUGGACACCCUCCUCGACAAGGCGGAUAACGCUCAGUACAGCAUGCAGGAGCAAACCAAGAAGAUGAAGAGAUUAUUGCGCUAAAAUCAUAUCGCGAUUUCAAUUGUGAAUCAUUCACAUACACACAUUCGGAAUUUAAACUUAAUUUAACAAACAAAUAAUAUAUAAAAAUCGAUGUUUCAAAGUAAUCCAGUUCGGGCGCCUUCAGCCCUGAGUGCUUUCUACAGAGUGAUAUUAAUCCAUUGUACAUUUGUUUAUAUAAUUAUAUAUACACAUACAUAUAAUACUAAAGUAGAUAGGAUCAGUUUCCAACAUAAGUAUUGGAGACGUUCGAGUUUUAAGAAAAGAAAAAAAAAACACCAAAGAGAAUUGGAUGAAACACGAGCAUAUGUUCUUUUUUAAAUAAUCGUUAUUUUGUGCUUCCAGAAAGAUUGUGAAAAGGAGUGUUGAUGUAAAGAGAAGAAUAUGUUGUUUCCUUAUUUUCGCUGUUUUUAUAUAUGAUUAUAUAUAUAUUAUAUUAUGAUAUACAUAUUGUAGAUUUGAAUAAAUGUUGACGUUUGCGUGAAAUCAUCAUUUUGUCAAAGAGCGAAUACAAAUUUGAAACUUGCAAUUACAACGCAUAUAAAGUAUAGAUCCAAAAGAUGAAUGUAUUAAGUAUAUUUAAGUACGUUUUACUAAUUUCUCUGCAACUCUCUGUACUCGCCGCAAAUUGAACUUGCGGUCUGUCUAACCAAUUAAUAGCGUUUCAUUCAUCAUCGCCAUGGAAACGUUGACAUACUUUCUUGUAAUUGGUCAUUAAACGAAUCGAGAGAAUAAUUGCUGUUUGACCUUCAAUUUCAAUCAUUUCAUUUCAACAUUGUUAACAUUGAUAAACAACGAAUUUACAGUUCGAAAAUAUAAAUUUCCAUUGAAACACAAGCAAGCAACGCCACUUACUUUAAAUUCUACAGUUCAAUGAUUUAACAAAAAUAUUCUUAA